This is a messenger RNA of Pomacea canaliculata, 1895 nucleotides long. RefSeq lists its product as uncharacterized. The record is from RefSeq and is a predicted model, not a curated record. The coding region runs from base 137 to 1747 and encodes 536 amino acids. Lineage: Eukaryota; Metazoa; Mollusca; Gastropoda; Architaenioglossa; Ampullariidae. The transcript is spliced from 8 exons.
AGUGAUGACCAAGCAUCGACUGGCUCCCAAGAUGGCGAGGGGCAAAAACAAUGAGAGCGCAGUCCGUUAUGGGUAGCCAUCAUAAGUUGAGCUGAAUGUCUUUUUGGCGGUAUGUGCAUACAGAAAGCUGGGCAGGAUGUAUUUUGCAAAAGCCAGAAAACAGAUGGAGGAGCAGGAUAUGCAAGAAGUGCAAGAAAAGUUGGAAAAAUACCAGCGUGCCGACACGGCUCGAGUCCUGCAACAGGCAAAGAGUUCGCGAACCGAAGACAGCAGCAGCCGACAAACACGGGAUGAUUUUCGACCCGAGGAAUUACCGGAUGGAGCAUUCGUUAGUCCCAAGCAUACCCCAUCGCAUUCUGCUUCAGUUUCCAAAUCAGAUCCUGCAACUUUUUCCAGUGUAGCAGAGUACAUCGGGUCGUUCUCCGUGACGGGCACAGAUGAAGAUGCGAGAGCCAGGGUGGUGGAGACGCAGCUGCAAGCUCUUCGGUCUGUAACAAAAAGCAAGAAAGUGGUCUUGAUCAUCUCUUUGGGUGGUGUCAAGGUGUUCAGCAGUGAUUUACAGACACUGUACAUGUUUCAUGAGUUGAAGCGAAUAGCAUAUGCAACUUGUGAUCCGGAUCACUGUCAGUUCUCUUUUCUGGCAAGGGAGCCCAAGGGGCAGAUGAAUCUGCAGUACUGCCAUGUAUUCACCACACUGACACCAGACCAGGCAACAGAACUAAACACCAUAAUUGGCAAUGCAUUCAAGAUGGCUUAUGCUCAGCAACGAGAACGUCAGCCUACAUUCCAUGAGUUGAUUGAAGCACAGGUGGCAGAACAGAGAGCAAAGUUUCUUGAGAUUGAAAAGCAAGCCCAGGCAGAGCUGCAGCGGAAGCUUGCAGAAAUUGCACGCCCUACCCCAUUCUCCCAGCAGGCCAUCCAGCGCAUGGAGCAGAGGCGGCAGGCUCAGGAAGAUUUGACUGCAGAGCCAGAAGUUGUAGGCAGACAGAGGGUGUGGGCCAAGCAGGCAGUGGACAAGGUACAGCAUAGAUUUUCCCUCCAUGAGGUCAGCAUGCCUUCUACUUCCCAACCGAUACCAUCUCGCCUCAGUGAGCCACAUGCUUUGCCCUCCUCGAGUUCUGACAAAUCUGCAAAAGGAGCAGGUGGGGGAAAGUCAUAUGUGCACAAAAAUAUCACCAAACACAACUCUGCCCCACUUUUCCCAGCCCAGCUUCCUUCCCCUAGCGAUGAGCCGCCUGCACAAGGGAGCAGGUGUCGUGUGUCAUACCCCACCACCCACUGUCAGCACAGGCCAUUCGAGUGUCCAUCGAGUCCAAGAAAGAUUCCAAAUUCAAAGGGUCCCCUGUCACUGUGCUCAAGAAUGAGAUUGACCGCAGGUUUCUUUCAAAUGGGUGCGAAACACAGCCAGUCGAACCGACAUCCACGGCAGCAGCAUCGUUGUGCCUUGAUGCAAGUGAGAGGGAAACAGAUCAGAAAGCCGUCAGACAUGAACAGGUGCGGCACCAGAUCCACAUGGCGAACAGGCCCCUCCCAUCAGUGCCUCCCAGUUUUAGCCCACCACCGCAAGCAGCACGAGUCAGCGGCAGCAGCAGCAGCAACAUCAGCAACAACAAUCAGCCCAAGGCGACCCCCAGGCAGCGACCUUCCUCCAGCUACCAGUGGCGCAGCGUGGACGACCACAGUAGCUUGCCCUCCUCUUCCUCCUCACCUGCCCCUCUGUCCUCGCCCAAACCGAACAAUGGUGUAGCCAUUCGUGCUUCGCCCCACAAGAAGCAGCCGCGGCCGCUGAGUGAAAUCGCCACCGGCUCUGGCGGCGUUGUCGCAAGCGCUGGUGGUGGUAGUGGCACCAGUGGCGUGCGGGUGUUCGAGUCGCGGGUGCUGGAGAGCCGCUACCA